Messenger RNA from Paraphaeosphaeria sporulosa, 825 nucleotides. RefSeq lists its product as uncharacterized. The record is from RefSeq and is a predicted model, not a curated record. Lineage: Eukaryota; Fungi; Ascomycota; Dothideomycetes; Pleosporales; Didymosphaeriaceae. The coding region runs from base 1 to 825 and encodes 274 amino acids. The transcript is spliced from 2 exons.
AUGGCUUCGCCUGCCCUAUCCAUCCGCAGCAACUUCUCCGACAUGGACGAUGAAGAGUUGGAACUGUACCUGGCCUCGUGUGUGCCGCUCUCGAACCUUCCUACCCCGCCGCCCGCAAAGGAACAGCCACAUCCCACAUCAACAGCAAAGUCUCUGCCUUCUCCACCUUCAGAGUCCGACAUCGAGCGCCACAGGCGAUCUCCUGAGCUAGAAGUUUAUGCGUUACACCUUGCCAGCCUUGUUCCAAGGAAUGUCGCUGGGCACAAGUCAUCCGUGGCCGCUAUCGAGGGAUUUCUCGACAGAGCCUGCCUGCCGGUGGAGAUGGUUGCGUUUGCGGCCUGUGUGCUUGAUGCGUUGUCGGACGGGUUUGCCAGCCGGUGGCGCGAUGCGUUCCUCCCCAUGGACACGACCAGGCUGGAUUUCUACCUGGGCACUGAUUGCUGGCAGCAGCCCCAAAUUAGUCCGGACUUGAUUGUGCUUGCGGCGCUGGCUCUGGCGCACGGCUUCAUCGAUGACCGGGGCCGCUCGAACGGGCAUUGGGCAAAGAUUGAAGCAGCCGGCCGGUUCGACGCAAAACAGGUGUCCAAGACGAAGCUUUGUAUCCUGGAGGACAUCGACUACGGCCUCUUCCGAAUCAGCGAAGAGAUGCUUCAGCGUAUGGCCCACCAGAUGCAGCAGGCGUCCUACUUUGUCACGCCUAGGCAAUUAGUGUCUUUCGACGAUGAUAAAGAAGGACGCCGGCCACGGCUGUCGUUGUCGCUGGGCACGGGAUCUGGAUCCGCCGUUUGGGCGUACGGUGCACAAACGCCGGAGCCGAGCCCGUGA